GGCCAGCCAACGAGGCGAGCCAGGCAAGAAGCAGGACUGAAAAGUGGGAUGGGAGCUAACGAGUGUCUCAGUUAAGUGUUAACGCCCGCUGGUGGUUCAUUUGUGUAGAGCGGAGCUGACGAAACUCAUGAAGCCGCUUUGAGACUCACUACGUCCGGACACAGAGAAGCCCUGCUCAGCGGGGGUCUGGAAAAUGGGAGCGGUGAAGUGAAGUGGAAAAACGGUCAAAAGAAGAGCGCGGACACUCUGCAUGAAAGAAACCGCCCACGGUGUGUCACCACUCAACUGACUGCACAAUGUCACCCCAAGCUCGGACAACUUUAUCAGGCAUCAUGCAAGACUGUGACAUCCGCGGGGGCAGUUCAAUUAUCGAUUCAUUGAAGAACAUGAUGGCGCUCUUGCUUUGGCUUGGUCUGCCGUUGCUGGUGGCGGAUGUCUGGUCCACCUCCGUCAAGAACUGCCACCCGGGCUGCCGCUGCGAAGUAGAAAGCUUCGGCCUGUUUGACAGCUUCAGCCUGACCACGGCAGACUGUCGAGGGUUGGGCCCCGGGGCUGCCAUGCCCGUGCCCAUACCGCUGGAUACUGCUUACCUGGAUCUGUCCUCCAACGCCAUGGGCCCCCUCACAGACACCAUCCUGGCUGGGCCGGGCUACACCACCCUUGUUAGUUUGGACCUUAGCAGUAAUCACAUUACAAUGGUAAGCCCCAAUGCUUUGUCCAAGCUGCGUUAUCUGGAGACUCUGGAUCUGAGCCACAAUGACUUGGAGGGCCUCUCGCAGGGUUGCUUCUUUGGCCUUCCUCUGGCUGAAGUAGAUCUCAGCUACAACAACUUCCGGGACUUCAACAUGGACGUGUUUGUGUCUAAAGUAAAAGGCAAACCCGUCAGCGUGGACCUAUCACACAACAAGCUGGUGUCUAUUUCCACAACACCGCACGGAAAACUUGUACACAUUCAGACCUUGAACCUGACAGCAAACCGUCUUUCGAGCGUACCAAGACUGGCGGGACUUGAGAUACUGAGAUACCUCAAUCUGGACAGCAACCCCAUUAUUGCCAUUCAGAAGGGAGACUUUGUUCACUUGACAGAUUUGGUUUACUUGUCCCUCAGCAGUCUUCAUCAGCUUCAGAAAAUCGAAGCCCACAGCUUUGAGGGCCUGCAGAGCCUCCAAGUGUUGGAUCUCUCCAACAAUCCCAAUCUGAAGACACUAAGCCUGUCUGUUUUCACCGGACUGGACUCGCUCCAGGAGCUGAAUUUAUCUGGCUCUGGAGUGACGUCCUUACCGUGGGACAUGCUCUCUCCCCUCCCCGCCAUAAAAAGUAUUAUGCUAGGACAGAACAUCCGCUGCUUGAGGACCCAGAAACAAGGGCAGUUUCACAGGCAGCUGGGUCAGACCCAACACUAUGAGGUACUCAACUGCAACCGCAAUGGCAUUGUGUUGUAAUCCUGAACAUACGGUCCAGUCUGUUCUUUAGUCUUUAUACCAGCACUGUGCCUUCCAAUCGCAUACAUACCUCUUCCCCAAGCUUUAAGAGGUGUCACCUUGCCUUUAAUGGAUGAUGGGCAUGAAAUGGUCACUAUGCAUUCAAAGCAUAAUGUCAUAUUAACAUUCUUCAUCUGAACACGCAUUAGCAAUGUGUUUGGACUUAUUUUCCUCACAAAAAAAGUAGGCCAAAGGUUCUUUAUAGAACUGCUGGUUAUGUCAAUGGGACACAGCUUUUACCAACACAUUAAGGCAUUAUUUUAGCCAUUUUUGAAGAUUAUUAAGGAUCUUGCUGCUGUUUUGAGUUAGACGCUAAUCAGAAAGCAUAAGACUUCUUAGCCUAUAGUAAGUUAAAGACUGCAUUAGCUUACGUAUGAAACAACAGGUUCCACACCUCACAACUACUGCAUUCCCAGAGCUCGGCAUCGUGCAUAAUUAGUUUCUUACAAUGCUAAAUUAAGAUAGCUGACAAGUUCAUAAAGGUCUAAAUAAUUAUGCGACUUAAAGCAGGGGUUAAUGAAUAAUAAUAUCACCACAGUUUGCUUCGAUAGUGACUGGAAACCAAUCUAAUUGAUUUUGAAGAACCUGUCAAAUACAAAAACGUCAACUUGUAAGCCAACUCGUGGACACGUCCGUAUGUGCGCUUUGUUGCAUAAGGUCACCCACAUUCCCUUUGACAAAGUGGCUACCUAUAUUUCAUGACAUGUGAGAGGAAAACUAUCAGGGACCACAUUGACCACACUUCCCUUUUACUGUCUCCAUUAAAGCAUUACGGAUGAGAGAUGAACCCUUUCCUGUGGACUGAAGAAAUGGCCAGGUUCAAGACUAUUUUUGAAUGUCAACAAAGCAUAACGAGGUUCUGGCUUUAAAAGUGUCAUGUCCUUGUGCUGUAAAUACAACCAGAUCACGUACAAUCAAAGAUCCAGUGCAGAGAUUUAUAUUUGUAUGGACAUGCUGUAUUUUUCCAAAUGUGUAAUAAAUCGAGAUUUCUCUCUCUCUUCUGUCUGA
Messenger RNA from Syngnathus typhle (broad-nosed pipefish), 2489 nucleotides. RefSeq names its product tsukushi small leucine rich proteoglycan homolog (Xenopus laevis) (gene tsku). NCBI's taxonomy places the organism in Eukaryota, Metazoa, Chordata, Actinopteri, Syngnathiformes, Syngnathidae. The coding region runs from base 297 to 1442 and encodes 381 amino acids. The record is from RefSeq and is a predicted model, not a curated record. The transcript has 4 exons. Gene Ontology annotation, cellular component: extracellular matrix. Gene Ontology annotation, molecular function: protein binding.